GACACAGUCACACAGUAUUCAGAGCUGUACCACGACUUCACCACUACACAAGUGGGGAUGCAUGACGUAGUCCGCAGCUUCCGGCAGACCUUGGACAAAUAUAGCACAGAGCCUGGAAGAUACAGGUUCAUGGGGACUGAAGCCUAUGGAGAGAGCAUUGACAAGACCAUGAUGUACUAUGGGUUGCCUUUUAUCCAAGAAGCAGAUUUUCCCAUCAACAGUUACCUCAGCAUGGUCGACUCUCCUGGAAACAAUGUGUCUAAAGUUAUCACAUCCUGGAUGGAAAAUAUGCCAGAAGGAAAAUGGCCUAAUUGGAUGAUUGGCGGACCAGACAGUACCCGGCUGACUUCUCGUUUGGGGAAAGACUAUGUCAACAUCAUGAACAUGCUUCUCUUCACACUCCCUGGAACUCCCAUAACUUACUAUGGGGAAGAAAUAGGAAUGGGAAAUAUCGAACCCAUAAAGCUCAACGAAAGCUAUGAUGGUAAUACACUUUUUUCAAAGUCACCGAUGCAGUGGGACAACAGUUCAAAUGCUGGCUUUUCUGAAGGCAAUCACACCUGGUUACCCCCCACUUCAGAUUACCACACUGUGAAUGUUGAUGUACAAAAGAGUCAGUCCACAUCAGCACUGAAUUUAUAUCAAGAAUUGAGUUUGCUUCGUGCUAAUGAGCUACUCCUUAACAGGGGCUGGUUUUGCUACUUGAGGAAUGACUAUGACUCUGUCAUGUACACGAGAGAGUUCGAUGGCAUAGACACAGUCUUUCUUGUGGUUCUGAAUUUUGGAGAAUAUUCACUGUUAAAUCUAAAGGAAAUUAUUUCAAAUAUUCCCACGCAAGUGAAGAUAAGAUUAAGUACCAAUCCUGACCACAAAGGCACUGUAGUUGAGACGCCUGCCGUCAAACUGAACAAGGGAGAGGGACUCAUUCUUGAAUACAAGACGAAGAACCCCCUUCAUGGCCAAACGGCUUUCAGAGACAGAUGUUUUGUUUCCAAUUGGGCAUGCUAUUCCAGUGUGUUCAACAUACUGUACAGCUCGUGUUAGGCACCUCUACAAAAAAGAUGAAGACACUGGAGUCCUCUCCUAUUACAGGCAUUUGCAGUAACUUCAUGUGUAACAUGCUGCUGGGUAAACUUUAUGAAUAGUCAUUCUUAGAUGUUUCUGUAGCUUGAAUGUAACUGCUUUAGGUAAGGUUCGGAAAUGUUUUUACAAAGAAUAUUAAAAUCUUCAACAGAAAAUUAUUACCUGGAAGAACUUGUAACUUUUUUGAGAUAGCAUCAAUAAGAGAUGAGCAGAAUGCCUUAGGACCCAGGUUAGUUGGAUGGAUUUUAACGUGAAGAAUGUUCUUUUUUCCAUAAAAUGCAUAAAAUGGAAGAUCACUUAUUUUGACACUUCAGUAAAAGUGUCAAAAAUGUUUACUAGCCAAGAAGCAGGACUUUGAUUUGUAAACUGUUCAAAAGAAAUCUAAGUAAAACAGA
Talpa occidentalis (Iberian mole) is the source of this 1478-nucleotide messenger RNA. Its product is annotated as neutral and basic amino acid transport protein rBAT-like. The annotation marks the transcript as partial. The record is from RefSeq and is a predicted model, not a curated record. The transcript has 5 exons. Gene Ontology annotation, biological process: carbohydrate metabolic process; amino acid transport. NCBI's taxonomy places the organism in Eukaryota, Metazoa, Chordata, Mammalia, Eulipotyphla, Talpidae.